Messenger RNA from Camelina sativa (false flax), 395 nucleotides. Lineage: Eukaryota; Viridiplantae; Streptophyta; Magnoliopsida; Brassicales; Brassicaceae. The record is from RefSeq and is a predicted model, not a curated record.
AUGAAGAGCUCAUGGCCUGAAUUGGUGGGGAGAAGAGGAGAAGAAGCAAAAGAGAUCAUCGAUAGAGAGAACACCAAAGUGACGGCUAUGAUUAUAUCUGAAAAUGCGGUUGUUUUGACCGUUGUGGUAUGCGAUAGGGUUUAUGUUCGUGUCAAUGACCACGGCAUUGUCACAAAAACCCCGGUCGUUGGGCAAUUUAAUGAUACAUGUGUGUAAGAAUCAGUGUGGAACUUAAUAUGUAAUGUAAGCCCUUUAAAAAAAAAACAUAAUAAUUUAUCUGUGAAAUAUAUACGAUAUACUUGUUGCGAGUGUUGUAAUAAAGAAACUAGGCAUAUAUAUAAUAUAUGCCUCGAUUUGUAUGUUUUUAUAAUGGUCAAAUAGUUAUAGUUAACUAA